Ascochyta rabiei is the source of this 2631-nucleotide messenger RNA. RefSeq lists its product as uncharacterized. Bases 1 to 2631 code for a protein of 876 amino acids. Gene Ontology annotation, molecular function: GTP binding; translation elongation factor activity; GTPase activity. NCBI's taxonomy places the organism in Eukaryota, Fungi, Ascomycota, Dothideomycetes, Pleosporales, Didymellaceae. The record is from RefSeq and is a predicted model, not a curated record. Gene Ontology annotation, biological process: translational elongation. The transcript is spliced from 2 exons.
AUGGCCUCCAUCUUUACUUUCGAUCCUGACCCGCCACGCGUGUCCUCGCCAUGGGCCACGCCUCCUGCUGGAAACGGCGCAAGCUCUCUGGCUCCUCAGCAAGCAGCCAAGCCGAUCCCCUCACGACUUGGGGUCAAUGAUGGGCGAAAGAUGCUGACUAGCGCUCAAAUACCCACCAUUGACAACACCACGGUCACCCGACUGGAAGCAGAACCACAGGAAGGCCCAACGGAGUACAAACUGCAUCUACUUCUCAAACGACGAAGGUCUUUCACGCGUUUCAGCACUGGACUGCGGGCUUCCGGCUCGCUGCGUCGUGGCGACGGCACGAGUUCUGUCGCCGUCAACCGCGCCGUAACGGAGUCGGGCGCGCUUGCUAGCACACCGCCCCGGUUGACUUCUAUCCAGUCGCGGCAGCAUCGUUUGGAGCAAUUGACUACCCAGCUAUUGUGGCGUUUGCAACAGUCGUGUCCAUAUCACAUCUCCUCAUCAACGGCUCCCCUGCUUCCUCAUCUCCCGGAUGACGCUAAACUCACAACGCCUGAGAUGCCUCAGCGGCUGCUUCCCGGGCUCGAGGAGAGCAAAGGCGCGUUGUACGAGAUUGGAGUCGCGGAUGACGGAUCCAUCGUAGGCUUGGCAGAAGAUGAGAUGGAAGAGAGUCUCAACAAUCUACGCGCCAUGGCUGCAAGUCUCGGCUGUCGGGUAGAAGUGCAGCGCAUGCUCUCUGUUGGCGAGUGUGAGUGGGUCGAGAACAACGGUACCAAACAGCGCAAGGUGCGGUCUUCCAAAUUAUUAGCUGCCGAGGCGCUGGUCAGUCCGGAUCGACACCUUGUGGACCAUUCGAAAGUAGCUCAGCACGCUGAACAGGAGGUCUCGAAAGAUGCUUCCACAAGCACUGCAAGUGCGGCAGUUGCGUCUAGCGAGAGCCAGUCGAGUGUCGAGCAGCUGAGAGUGUCCUUGAUUGGUGCAACCAUGUCUGGAAAGUCCAGCUUACUCGGCACUCUGUCCACGGCAACGCUCGACAACGGGCGCGGAAAGAGCCGCCUCAGUCUUCUGAAGCAUAGACAUGAGAUCGCCUCAGGCAUGACUAGCUCCGUCACGCAGGAGCUCAUUGGGUACCGCGAUGUCGUUGAGCCAGACGGUGCGGUGUCAACGCAGGUCAUCAGCUACGGCUCUGGGGAUGUCGACGCGUGGGUUGAUAUUCACGCUGCUGUCGAGGCCGCACAAGAGGGACGUCUGGUCGUCUUGUCCGACUCUGCGGGACAUCCACGCUUCCGACGCACAACAGUCCGAGGCAUCGUUGGCUGGCAACCGCACUGGACGCUUGUGUGUGUCCCUGCUGACAACACCGACGAGUCGUCAAGCACUUUACAGGAUACUCUUGGCCCAGCUGCCGCGGACCUUGGCUUGUCGCAGGCUCACCUCCAGCUCUGCCUGGAUCUGGAGCUGCCUCUUGUCAUCGUCAUCACCAAGUACGACCUCGCCACCAAAGCAGGUCUGCGUCAGACCCUGUCCAAGUUGUUGUCGGCGCUCAAAGAGGCUGGUCGCAAACCUUGCAUCAUCUCCGACCAGUCAACGUCUGCUCUGGACGUUGACAUCCAGGGGAUAAGCGCGGGUGACCUCCGAGAAGCCGAGACUACUUCACGACAGUUGGCUUCUUCGCCACUUGCAAUUGUGCCAAUAGUCUUGACAAGCGCUGUAAGAGGCACCGGGAUCAACAAGUUGCACGCUUUCCUGAGACAACUGCCAAUCCCCGCCGAAGCACCACCUCCAGACAAGUCACCGUCUCGUUUGUUCUAUGUCGAAGAUGUCUACAGCGUGCGAGGCAACGCACGUACAGACCGCUCUGCCAUUGUUGGAGGCUACUUGCGACAUGGGCGGUUGACGGUCGGCGAAGAGCUGCUUCUGGGGCCGUACCCAAUCGACAUCAGCUCGGACGACAGCGACAGCGGAAGCGGACGACCACGCAACUCUCCUGUGGCCACCUCGAGAUCUUACCCUGGUGCUCUCCAUAAAAGGAACAUCUCCUCGCGUGACAGACAUGUUGAGUGGCGACGCGUGCGCAUCACCUCGCUGCGUAACCUGCGCCUGUCUGUACGCGCGCUAUAUGCGGGCCAGCUUGGUACUGUAGCAGUCGAGCCUGUCGACACACCGAUACUGAGCCCAGCAAUCAACCGUAUCAGGAAAGGCAUGGUACUGGCGGACCGCCAGCCCCUGGCAACGAGAGUGAUGACAGUUCGCUUCGAGGGCGCCCAGGCAAGCGGUGCCGCCAGCCUUACCAUCGGCAAUGCGGUCGUUGUCUACGUUGCCAGUGUCCGCGCCUCCUCCAAGGUCAUCUCCGUUGCCACCGAGCCUGGAGAAUCUGUCGAAGCAUCCAAGGACGAAGCUGACGAUGAGGAUGCAUUCGGAUUCGGCUUCGACGACGAGGCGGACGAGCAGCCUGCGCAUGCCCCGCCAUCAGCAGUCACAAUCACGUUCCAGUUCAUCGCAUCCAAAGAGUUCAUCGAACAAGGAGCCAAAGUCCUGGUCAUGCCCGGCGGAGGACCGGGUCUCGCCGGUGCAACCGAGCGGGGAGCGAAAGGCGUCGCAGGCCUCGAGGGGUUCGUCGGCCAUGCCGUCGAGCAGUACUGA